This is a messenger RNA of Saccoglossus kowalevskii, 858 nucleotides long. RefSeq lists its product as uncharacterized. Gene Ontology annotation, cellular component: transport vesicle; plasma membrane; trans-Golgi network. Lineage: Eukaryota; Metazoa; Hemichordata; Enteropneusta; Harrimaniidae. Gene Ontology annotation, biological process: positive regulation of Golgi to plasma membrane protein transport. The record is from RefSeq and is a predicted model, not a curated record. Gene Ontology annotation, molecular function: connexin binding.
CCCGUAUGUGAGUUGAAGGUGAGGGCGGCAUUUUGUUGUGGGACGUCUGACAGACACAUAGUUCGUUCACAUUAUUCUAGGACUCAUAAUAUUGUCUGGGAAAAGUGUUACAACAACGAAGUGAAUGAUUAUUGGUUGCUGUACGUUGUGUCAAAAGUCAAUCUCGCUGUCCGACCUGUAAUGCAAUGUUGAGCGGACAUGGAUGAGAAUGUAGAUCACGUGCAGGACAUCGAUGUUGGAAAUGACAAUGAUAAAGUUGUUAUUCUGAGAAAUAACCAGGAAGAAACCAUUGGUGAUAGUAAAACACAAGAAAACACAAAUCAAGAUGUUGAUAAAGAAAACGGCAACGAUUUGAGCACUGCAGAUGACAACCAAGAAGAACGCAUUGUGGCUGGACAUAAUGACGGUGACAACGACAACGACAGGAAUCAGUCUGAAUCAACAGACACGUGUGAAGCGAAAGAUAUUAAGGAAGUCAUUGAAGAUAAAAAUAAAAGUGAGAUUGAGAUAGUAGGCAGCAUGCAUGGAAUACCUGAUCAUGGUGCUGGUGGUGAUGGUGUUGAUAAUGUAGGUGUCAAAACUGAAGAUUUAAUGCAGGAGAAGACAGAAGAUGACAGUCUUGCUAAAGAAGAGAUGAAGGGUGAUUUUCGAAAUCCCCAGUUACUUGACAGCAAUGGUAGAAGUCAGCUUUAUGAGAGAGGUAGACAGUAUGACCAGAAAUCAAUGAAGGACCAUGCUUUGAAUUGUUACUUAGGGUGUCUUACUGGCCUAAAUGAAGACAAUCAAUUUUCAAACCUACCACAGUGUUUACAUCAGAUUGCUGAUAUAUAUUUUGAGAAGGAAGAAUGUAUCCUUUAA